AUGAAGAUCUCCAUCCUCAUCUCGACUCUCGUUCUCACCCUCUGCGCUUCCGCCGCGCCCGCCGCCGAGCCGCAGACUGCCGUGUCAUGCUCGGGGCAGUACGUCUGUCGGAGGGCCAAGAAUCUUUACGUGGACCCUAUCGGCUGCCUCUGCCCUGCCACCCACCUCGCGACUAGCGUAUACGUCGUUCUCUUUGCGUUCUCUUUGCGUUCUCUGCUGCCGGAGCAAACCGUUGGGUUCGGAUGGAUCAAUCAUCACGCGGGCGGCGACAGCGACGGCGAUCGCGACAGUGAUGUCCCGGCAAGCGUGGCAUCAGGGUAA
This is a messenger RNA of Zymoseptoria tritici IPO323, 321 nucleotides long. RefSeq lists its product as uncharacterized. The record is from RefSeq and is a predicted model, not a curated record. Lineage: Eukaryota; Fungi; Ascomycota; Dothideomycetes; Mycosphaerellales; Mycosphaerellaceae. The transcript is spliced from 2 exons. Bases 1 to 321 code for a protein of 106 amino acids.